Messenger RNA from Acanthopagrus latus (yellowfin seabream), 5328 nucleotides. It is a transcript of the gene brpf3b, whose product is annotated as bromodomain and PHD finger containing, 3b. Gene Ontology annotation, biological process: regulation of transcription by RNA polymerase II. The coding region runs from base 399 to 4151 and encodes 1250 amino acids. The record is from RefSeq and is a predicted model, not a curated record. The transcript is spliced from 13 exons. NCBI's taxonomy places the organism in Eukaryota, Metazoa, Chordata, Actinopteri, Spariformes, Sparidae. Gene Ontology annotation, cellular component: MOZ/MORF histone acetyltransferase complex. Gene Ontology annotation, molecular function: protein binding.
CUCAUUUCGAUUUAGUAAAGACUCUAGACCCAAAUAGCUAGCCAGCUAGCCGAAGGAGGCUACCAUUUCUCCUUCUCACAAAAUUGGGUCGACAAUAAGCUGUUUCUCAAUUUUUUAAUGCAAGUAUACCACUCGUAUUAUCAGUAAACCUUUGGGGUUGACUUCUCGCCUCCCAAACGCCGCGUUGUGAAGAAACGGAAGCGUUAUAAAUUGGCUAAAUAUACCGGCUGUGCCAGCAAACUGUAGCUGGCUAACGGUAGCUAUUAGCUCCAGGACUACAGCAAGUAAGGCGGCUGGCUAGGCAACCAUUACUGUGGAAGCGGCUUUAGACCGCCGGCUGUCGAGCUACCUGUGUCACUCAAUUGCCAUAAUAGGAGGGAACGUGUGAUUGGUGGCCUAUGAGGAAGCCACGUCGAAAAGGCCAGGUGGCUGCAGGAGGUGGAGCUGAUGUCAAGAAACCCAAUGGGACUGUUGGUGGGCGUGGGGGUGCCCGCCAACGAUCCCCAUCCCCUUACAGCCUCAAAGCCUCUCCAAGCAGAGAAACCCUGACAUAUGCCCAGGCCCAGAAGGUGGUCGAGGUGGAACUGGAUGGCAGGCUUCACCGCAUCUCUAUUCUGGAGCCCUUGGAGGUCAUUACCGAUGAUGAGAUGAUGGCUCAGGACAUUAGUGAGUGUAACAGCAACAAGGAGAAUAGUGAGCAGACAUCAUCUCCUACCAGCAGUGCCCAAACAGUCCGCAAACCUGUUACACCUAGAGGUCGCAGGAAAGACUCAAAAUGUCCUCCAAUCAAAUCGCCACCACCUUCCAAGAACCACUGCCCCAAUUCACAUCCGCAAACACCUGAAAAGAUAAAUGCAUCACAUAAUCACCACAUGACCCUCCCUGAACCUAAGUUUCACAUUCUAGAAACCUUCACACCAGUCGAGGCACCUCCUCUGCCUACGGCAUAUUAUCGUUACAUUGAACGCUCAGCUGAGGAGCAGGAAGCUGAGGCAGAAUAUGACAUGGACGAAGAGGACACUGCCUGGCUGGAGAUGGUAAAUGCUGGUCGGACAUCAGAGGGAUACUCAGCUGUCUCACCAGACACCUUUGAGCUGCUGGUGGACCGGCUGGAGGAGGAGGCGUACCAGGAAGCCCGCAGUCGGGCACCCUCCCAGACCACUAUUGACGAUGAUGCCUUCUGCUGCGUGUGCCUGGAUGAUGAGUGCCUCAACAGCAACGUCAUCCUCUUCUGUGACUCCUGCAACCUGGCUGUGCACCAGGAGUGUUAUGGGGUGCCCUACAUCCCCGAGGGCCAGUGGCUGUGCCGCUGCUGCCUCCAGUCCCCUCAGAAACCUGUUGACUGUGUAUUAUGUCCAAACCGUGGUGGCGCCUUCAAGCAGACAAGUGAUGGACGCUGGGCACAUGUAGUAUGUGCCAUCUGGAUCCCUGAAGUCUGCUUUGCCAACACAGUGUUUCUAGAACCAGUGGAAGGGGUCAAUAACAUUCCCCCAGCACGCUGGAAACUGACCUGCUACCUGUGUAAGCAAAAAGGCCGUGGCGCAUCUAUUCAGUGCCAUAAGGCCAACUGUUACACCGCGUUUCAUGUCACGUGUGCCCAGCGUGCUGGCUUGUUUAUGAAGAUUGAUCCUGUGCGAGAAACAAACGUGAACGGGACCACGUUCUCUGUCAAGAAAACAGCGUUUUGCGAGGUCCAUUCGCCACCAGGACAAGAGACCGGAUCAGAUGAGGAGAGUGAAGGAAGGGUGGUGGGUAGCAGAGGGAGGGCGAGCAGAGGACGGAGUGCUUACACAGAGGGUCCUGUAACACCGAAAAAAGGCAGAAAGGCUGAAGAUGAUGCCAAGACAGAUAAAAAGAAAGGGAAGAAGAGUCCAGAGUCUCCAGCACAAGUGACAGUGCCUCAGAUCCCCACAAGCAGGCUGAAUAUCCUCUGCAAAGGAAUCAUUUUCCAGAGGAAAAACCAGUUCAUGCAGAGGCUGCACAAUUACUGGUUAUUGAAGCGUCAGUCGAGGAAUGGUGUGCCGCUGGUUCGGCGUUUGCACUCUAACAUCCAAUCCCAAAGGACUACUGAACAGCCUGAGGUGGAUGAGAAGGUUUCUGCUGCAAGAGAAGCACUGAGAUACUGGCAGAAGCUGCGGCAUGACCUUGAAAAGGCCAGGCUGUUGGUGGAGCUAAUCCGUAAGAGGGAGAAACUCAAACGAGAACAGGUUAAAGUUCAUCAGGCCGCUCUGGAGAUGCAGUUGACUCCGAUGUUGGUGCUGCUCCGCUCUACUCUGGAGCAGCUACAGGAAAAGGACACAGCCCAGAUUUUUGCUGAACCAGUUAACAUCAAGGAGGUCCCAGAUUACCUAGAGUUCAUCAGCCAGCCCAUGGACUUUUCCACUAUGCUCACUAAACUGGAGAGUCAUGCCUACCGCUCAGUUGCUGACCUGGAGGCCGACUUCAACCUGAUGGUGUCCAACUGCCUCCUCUACAAUGCCAAGGACACUGUCUUCCACCGGGCAGCACUGCGUCUUCGAGACCUAGGGGGAGCCGUACUGCGCCAUGCCCAACGACAAGCCACCAACACUGGCCUGGACCUGGACACUGGCAUGCUCCUCCCAGAGUCACCACAGAAACGAGACUUCUACAGCUGCACCUGGGAGGAUGUUGACAGUGUGCUGGAUCCAGACAACCGGCUUCAUAUGACGGUGGAGGAACAGCUGAAGGAACUGUUAGAAAAGCUCGACUUUGUCUCCUCCAUGCGAUGCAGCGGCGCCAGAACUCGACGCAUCCGCCUGCUUCGACGCGAGAUCAACAACAUCCGCUACAGGCAGGGCCAGCACCCCCGCAACAGCCUUCACAAUGGACAUCUGAAAGAAGACGAUGAGGACGAGGAUGAAGAUGACGAGGAAGAUGACGACAAAGACACCAAGGCAGACAACGGGCUUUUGUCUUUGGACAAAGAAGACCUUAAAUCCACAUCGCCUCCAACACUGGAACCUACGGGGCCAGCUCCUCCUCCACGACAAGGGGACACACCUCUGGAGCCACCCACCCUCCGGCCAAUCACAGGGGAGCCCAAGUCCUCCAGCUGGCCCUGCAAACGCCUAAAGCUCGAAGAUGACCUCUCAGACAGCACCACAGGGAACAUUAAUUGCACUAAAGCACAGGAGUGGCCGGCAUCACCGCCUCCCAUUUUGCACAGUGAAGGACAGGUGGUGGCCAACGGCCUGCCAGAGCUCAGCGCCCCCCCACGGCCAACCACCGGGGGAGUCGGACGACGAACCUCAGUGCUGUUCAAGAAGGCAAAAAAUGUAACUAAGCUGAUAAGAGAGAGAGACAGCCCGCUGCUGAAUGGAAAGGGGCUGCAGGACGACAGUACAAGCAGCACCCCAACAGCACCCAACUCUGCAACCAGUACCCCAUCCUCUACACCCUUUUCCACUCCAUCUAAGACCCCCCAGAAAAGUCCAGGACCCCCUGCACUCAAUGAAAAAUGCAGCUCCAUUCAUGACAUGUCAGAUAAUGAGCUGGAGAAGACACCAAAUCAUACACUGGAAAGUGGACUGACCAAUGGCUUCAUCAAGCACAAAGACGGCGGGUCCGACUCAGAAUACAGCCCUUGUCCAGUGCUCCACAAAGAAAUCAGCUCACCACCCAAACGAAGCCUCGGGAAACCUGCUCUUUCCAAGGUUCCCUUCCUGGAGAUAGUUAAUGGAGACUCAGAUUACACCGGCCAUAUCAGCCAAGUGUCUGAGGAUGAGACAGAGCUGGAACCUCUAGAACUGGUGUGGGCCAAAUGUCGGGGAUAUCCCUCCUAUCCUGCUCUGAUCAUCGACCCAGAAAUGCCCGAAGAGGGCCUGCUGCACAACGGGGUGCCCAUCCCUGUCCCACCCAAAGAUGUCCUCCGUCUGGGGGAGCAGAGGCAGGAGGAGACCAAUGAGAGGCUCUACCUGGUGCUCUUCUUUGACAACAAGCGGACAUGGCAGUGGCUCCCACGUGACAAGGUGACACCCUUGGGUGUGGAUGACACGGCGGACAAGCUGCGCAUAAUGGAGGGUCGCAAGUCCAGCAUCCGCAAGUCUGUCCAGGUGGCAUAUGACCGAGCGAUGAUCCACCAGAGCCGAGUCAGCCACAGUCAAGGCUUUGUGACCUCCAACUACUUGUAGAGGGCGACACUGAGCCCUGCGUGCACCCACAGCCAGCCACUAUGCAUUUUUCUCUGGUCUUAAAGCGGCAGGUGGGCCGAGUCUUGCUGCCAGUCAAAUCUGUAUUCACACUGUGGUCUGGAGAGGUUGCUGUGGCAGCACACAGUCCUGGACUGAAGUCUGUUACCAAACCACUAGUGUCUGACGUACAGAGCAGUGGCGUUUGCCCUCGUGUCGUCGUUGUGGACGUGGAGCUCCAGAUGUGAAUGAAGUUCCCUUUAGGUCCCAUGUUGCUGCAGUCAGUAAGCAUUGAUUCCCUGUUCAGGGCUGUAUCGAGGUAUCUGCUUACUCCACCUGGAUGUGUUGAAGCUGUGUGUGUCUGGAUCAGAUGUAAAAGAAUUCCCCUCUAUUUUGUAUAAUGCUACUGCCAAGGAAUCAAAUUGUCAGAAAAGAGAUUUGACAUAUUUAUGUGAGAUGCAGAAGACGUAUGAAUGGAUCACUGCCAUCUUUUAUACAAUAGCUUUUUACAUUUUAAUCUUUUACAAAGACACUUGUAUAUUAUAAAGGCACACUUUGUGUACAUAUGUAUGUGUAUUAUCAAACCCGAUUUAAUUAAUUUAAUGUUGCUGUUUUUAAAAUGCGUAUUUCAAUCAACCCAUGAGGGGGCAAAGCGAGGCUGUGUAUAUUUGUGGAGAUGAAAUAAUUCCUGACUUGCUACGUAGCUCGUCUUUGAUGUAAUUUCAUUGUGCUGUAUUUGUGUGUGUGUGUACAUCCAGAGCAUACAACACAAUGAGCCAUUGUUCUUUAUAUUUGAAUUCUCUUUUUGAUACAGAGAGAAAUAAUUUAUUUAUGGAAGACAGAAUUAUAAAAAUAAAGCUAUAUUGGUUAAAGUGGAGAAUUAAAUCUUAUUUAAAACAAAUGGAGUGAGGUUUUAAAAACAUGCAGCCAACAUUUUAACAGAUUACUUCAAGUUAGGUUUGAUGUUGAUGAAUUUAUUCAAGACCAACCACCAUUAUUCACUGUCAACCCCCAGAAGAUUCUAUUUAUUGUCCAGAGCCCCAUUUUAUCAAAUGGAAAAAUACACCUUUAUAAGCUUGUACUACCUGCGUAUUUUACCUGCUCACCAAAUAUUUUGUCUGAACCAGUAUUUCCCUGUUUUGGGAAAUAAAUGCUCUAUUAAAACUUUUGGGAUACUUAA